Molecule: messenger RNA, 1598 nt
Organism: Glycine soja
Lineage: Eukaryota; Viridiplantae; Streptophyta; Magnoliopsida; Fabales; Fabaceae
Exons: 4
Coding region: 262-1140 (292 amino acids)
Source: RefSeq, a predicted model, not a curated record
GAGAAGUGUACUUUUGGGUGGAUAUUUAAUUACUCGUUUUUAUUUAUAACUCUUUAGACACUGACUUCAAAAUCAAAAUCACCUUGUGUGAGUUGUGAGCAAGAUUCCAUUCCCCUUUAGUUUCUUUUUUGAAAAUGCACAAGUACUACAUUUGUUUUUGAAACCUGCACUGCACAUUGCACAACAAGGAUUCAUCUUUUUACCUUUUCAUUCGAAAACAACCUCAAACUCUUUUGGGGUCUGAUCUGAAGAGCAGAGAUUAUGGGGUCUUGCUAUGGUGAAAGUGCAGAUAACAUGCAAGUGAUAGCUGCUGAUAAGGACCACAUAUGGAGCAGCAAGAAAGUGGAAGCAGAUGAGGGUCUGAAUCUGAACACUGUGGGGUGCCUCAGAGGGAGAUUACUGGCUGAGAGACAGGCUUCAAGGGUGGCCAAGAAGGAAGCUGAAUCAAUGGGGAACAAGUUGGUUGAGUUGGAAAAAUUGCUUAGAGAAGAGAUCAAAUUAAGAGAUAAAGCUGAAAGAAGGCUUAAACUUUUAAAGAAGAAGGUUGGAUCUUUCAGCAUGCCCUCCAAGUCAUGGCAAUUGGAGCAUUCUGAUUCGUCGGAGAAAUGUGAAAAUUCUUGUGGAUCAUCCUCAAUUAGUUCACUUUCUAAACAUUCUGAAGCAAACGGAAUAAAGCAUGAUGCAAAAAUUCCAGCUUUGCCAGAAAAUGUAGAUCACAGUGACAAUGUUUCAGAAGCCUCUACACUUAUUCAGACCCACAAUAGUCCAUCCAGUACAAAAGAUUGUGAUUCUCAGAAUACUGAUAAUUUCAGUACUAAUUCAGAACAGGGUUGUUCUUCCCCACAAAUUCUGAGACAGAAUCCGAAUCUGAGCUCUGGGAAUUUGAAGAAUGAUGAAAGCAGGCUUUCCACCUUAAGCUCAAGGUCAUCAGUGACAGAGAAUGAGAGUCAUCACGCCGAUUUCUAUGAUAAUUCUCUGGCAUUAGUUCCCGUGACCGUGACAGCUACAUCACAAGCCACCAAUAAUCCCAAACCAAUUAAUGUGAGUGUCUUUGAAGCUCUAGAUGCAUUGAGGCACGCCCGAGAAAGGCUUCAAAGUUCAAUGAGAACAAGGCAAAUGAUUCAUGUUGGCCCAAUUUAAGCUCCAACAUUGAGUUACUAAUAAUGCUAAAUUAUUGCCAUGUUUAUGUAUUAUAGGCAGUGAGAUUAUGAUUUAGCAUGAAAAUAGAAGGGAACAUCAUAAACCAUAAACCUUGAGGUCCUCAAAAAUUAAUAAGAUUGGUAGCAGAGUGGUAAAAAUCUUGUGAAUUGUGGUUUCACUCAGCACAUAAAGCAUGUGACGUGGGGAUGUGUUGUCAUCUCCUUUGGGGUCCAACUCUUCUGUCCAUAUUCUUUUUCUUGUGCCUUUUCUUCGUAUAUACUUUUGGUGACUUUAAUGUGGUCACCCCCUUGAUUCCUGUGACUUGCAUCAACAUUAUUAUACUUGGGCUUGUGGUUUGUGAGAAGGACAAGGCUUAUCCUCAACCAAGAGUACCACUGUAACUAGGCAAUUUUGUCAUCUGUUGCUCUUUUCUGAUAUACAUCAGCUAAUUUCAGAUA